Grus americana (Whooping crane) is the source of this 1625-nucleotide messenger RNA. RefSeq names its product break repair meiotic recombinase recruitment factor 1 (gene BRME1). The transcript has 6 exons. Lineage: Eukaryota; Metazoa; Chordata; Aves; Gruiformes; Gruidae. Bases 1 to 1611 code for a protein of 536 amino acids. The record is from RefSeq and is a predicted model, not a curated record. Gene Ontology annotation, biological process: double-strand break repair involved in meiotic recombination.
AUGGGCAAACGGAAGAAUGAGCAGCCGCCAGGAGAUGGGAAACGCCACAUUCCCAAAAUUAAACAAAGCCCUUGGGAAGAUUCAGAGGUGAUGGGAGACGAUGGCUUAAACGCGACCGGACCGGCUCAGACCGGUGAUCCCGACGGAAAACCAAAGUCUCAGGGACAGGCGACCCAUGGCAGCACCGGCAGCACCGCAGCAGAUGCACCGAGGAGGAGUGAUGCCAGCAUCUUGUUAUUUCAGGAACGAGGAGACACGGGCAUCGGUGAAAGCGGCAAGUUGCCGGAGGCAGCGUCUAAGCCAGACUCACCCCAACAGGCAAAUUCGGCGGCGGCGGAAGAUCAGCCGGUGGCCACCACGGAGUGGUGUGGAAGCGCCGCUGAAGAUCUGAACACCAAAACCCCAACUCACUGCGGAACGGGCAAUGUCGGUUCCGAGCGCAGCUGCGUGGCACCGGCGCGAGGAGAGGGGGAAGCCGGCAGAGAGACCGUUCUCCCCACGGAUACUGCCGGCACGAGCACCGGCAGCAGCGUGCCGGCAGAGGUGCCUGACCCUCACUGUGAAGAGGGAGUUAACCGCAGCGAGCCGGGCGAGCGCCGAGGUGAUGCCAAUCAAAUCCAGGAACCGCCGCCUGCGUCUGUUGUACACACCGAAGAAAAUGAAUCCGGCACCGUAUCCGAGAGGGUGGCUGGAGGAGAACACCGGGAAAACGUGAGCGAGGAACAACCGCAGGCAACCGGUACAAACGACACGGUGAAGAACGCAGCCGAAUCCUGGUGCAGCCCGGCUGGUGGCGGCGUCUCUGCCGAGGUUUCGGGGGUCUGCGCCCCGUCUGCGGACCUGAAGGUGGAGGGAGGCACUGCCGAGCUGGAGAGCGCGGGCACGGCCGGCACCAUCAGUCCAGUGAGUGGGAACACUUCCCCACGGAAAAGCUCGGCACUGGAACCAGCAGUCCCGGCUGUCGGGAAUCCUGCAGGCGAGAGGGAAAGCGACGGUCACGCAGAGGCGAGACGCGGUGCAGAGCACGUGGUGGGCGCGCCGAGGAAGGACACGCCACCUUCUGCUCGCUCCGGUGACCUCCCGCGCGGCGGAGGAACCGCAGAGAGCGUGCCCGCCGUUACGGUGACGCCGGCUCCCCCGGGCACCGCGUCACCCCCUGCCGCAGGCGCUGCUUUGGCUGUUGGCGCAGACCUGCAGGAUGAGCCCGGUUCGGCCGGGGUGCCGCCCUCCCCGCAGUCGGAGCCGCGCGGUGUCCCGGAAGGGAAUAGCCCCGAGCUCCCGCCGCAGCAGCGGCUCCCUGCGGUGCCCGGGCACGAGCUGUGUGCCGCGGUGGGACGGAGCCGUGCCGAAGAAGCGCUGCCGCUCACCGAGGGGAACGGCCCGGCCCAGCCACCACCCAGGGAUGAGGAGCCGGAGGAGCUGCGGCCGUCCGCCCAUGGCGAGGACGCGACUGAUGUCGUCUGCGGCCUGAUCCUGGAGCUCUCCAACCUCAACCGCCUGGCGAUGAGCGCCCACCGGGGCCUGGAGGCGCUGAGGAGGCCGAAGCCGCGGCGGAGCAGGCGGCCGGGGACGGUUCCGGUGCACGCCGGGAGGAGGUGGAAGGAGACGUAGGGCCAGGUCGGAGC